AUGAAUUUCCGUCUAAUAUCCCUCCUCCUGACGUGGAAUUUCAUUUUAAUAUCUGCCAAGAGGGAUUCCAGUGAGGACGAUAGCUCGAGAGCCAGGGAAUUGAGAAAUAAAGAGAACAAUAGGAACCGGACCACGUUUAAUGGGACGUUAACGGAUCUGCCUGAACGGCGAAAUUUGAGGCACAGGAACAGUUCCAGGUUCCGCGGAGACAGACGCAGAUUUUGGGAACGCGAGCAUGAAGUGCGUCGCGACAGGCGAAGAGGUUCCGAAUCAUCAGAGGACCCUUCGAAUAGUACUGAUCCGUUCUAUAGAAACGAUAAGCGAAAGGACAAUAGACAUAAAGGUACAACGGAGAAAUACGAAAAAAGAAAGCCGAUACACAAGGCCCCAGAAAGAACGUCGACACCAAUAAGAGAAAACACGACGCGUUUUAAGGGGAAAGUGGCAAAUAAAUGGCAAAACGCUGGCUUUAUACCAUACCCGCAGCCGCGAGAGAAGAAGCCUAAUAUCAUAUUAAUUCUGACUGAUGAUCAAGAUGUUGAACUCGGCAGUUUAAAUUUCAUGCCGCGUACGAUGAAGGCGGUGAGGAGCGCCGGCGCGGAGUUUCGCCACGCCUACACAACUACGCCGAUGUGCUGUCCUUCAAGGAGCUCAUUACUAACAGGAAUCUACGUGCACAAUCAUAACGUGUUUACGAACAACGACAACUGCUCUUCACCCAUGUGGCAAGCCAAGCAUGAAACUAAAACAUUUGCCACUUACCUCUCCAACGCUGGAUAUCGAACUGGCUACUUCGGCAAAUACCUGAACAAAUAUAAUGGCUCAUACAUUCCGCCCGGCUGGCGCGAGUGGGGCGGCCUCAUCAUGAACUCCAAAUAUUACAACUACAGCAUCAAUAUGAAUGGCAAGAAGAUCAAACAUGGCGAUGAUUAUUUCAAGGAUUACUACCCAGAUCUAAUUGCGAACGAUUCGAUAGCGUUCCUUCGAGCUUCAAAGCGAAGAUUCUCCAGAAAACCUGUACUGCUGGUUAUGUCUUUCCCUGCACCACACGGCCCUGAAGACUCCGCGCCACAGUAUUCGCAUCUAUUUUUCAAUGUGACAACACAUCACACGCCCACAUACGACAUGGCGCCGAAUCCUGACAAGCAAUGGAUACUGCGAGUCACGGAAAAGAUGAAACCCAUACAUCGUCAGUUCACCGACCUUUUAAUGACGAAGCGCUUACAAACAUUGCAAAGUGUAGAUUUGGCUGUAGAACGUGUAUACCAGGAACUGAAAGCGUUGGGUGAAUUGGAUAAUACAUAUCUCGUUUAUACUUCGGACCAUGGUUAUCAUUUGGGACAAUUUGGACUCGUGAAGGGAAAGAGUUUUCCUUUUGAAUUUGACAUCCGCGUCCCGUUCCUUGUUCGGGGACCAGGAGUCGAACCCGGCACUGUCGUGGAUGACAUCGUGCUGAAUAUAGAUUUGGCCCCGACGUUCCUUGAUAUGGGAGGCGUAGACCCACCAGCGCAUAUGGACGGGCGCUCGCUGUUGCCCCUUUUACAGCCUCGACGAAGAAGAGCUGCUGCAGCGCACUGGCCUGAUACCUUUUUAGUGGAAAGUUCUGGACGUCGUGAAACUCAAGCGCACAUAAUCGAAGAACGACUUCGUGCUCAGAAAUACAGUAAAGAAAUGAACGAAAGAGCGACGAGUCCGCGUCCUUACGAGACGUCAUCGGAGAGCGGAGAUUUCGAUUACGAUUCUGAAGAUGACUUCUUGGAACUCGAAGAAGACGACAAUGAAGAUGACGCGAGUGACAUUAAUAAAUCGUCCGAACCAUUGAUGUCAAAUGAAAGCCAUAACCCAAUUUUGGAAGCGAGCUUGGAGAAGGUUCUGGAAGCCGACGAUCCCGCGUCCAAUGAACAAAAUUCCUAUGCAGAAUCCCUUGAAUCUAGCAUAAUAAAUGGGAAAGCGGCGCGAUUAGCAGCAGAAUGUUCUAAAGCUGAAUUAAGAGCUCCAUGUUCCGACAAGCGCAAGUGGAAAUGCGUGCUGGUACAUGGCCGUUGGAGGAAACAUAAAUGUAAAUAUGAGCCAGACGUUAUUGAACCUCAACCAAAAAUGAGCACUAAAAAAUGCGCCUGUUUCACCCCCAGUGGUUUAGUAUACACCAGAUUAGAAACCGACGGUAAUAUAGCAAGACGACCCGUCGAUAUAAACAGCGUAAACAUAACCAGAUUCAGACGCUCGACAGACAAUGACGUAUUUGAACCAAAUACGGUAGAAAGUAUUCUAGAAGAGAACCCCAGUAUUGGACACUUAAGUUUUGAUAAUGAACCAUUAAAUGAAAUGGAUAAAAAAACAGUCGAAGACAAAGUAGAUGAACUCAUCAAAGAGACUGAAGCCUUUUUAGAAGUUUAUGAACGUACCAAAGAAAAUAUAGGUCAUAGGAGAAUUAAGAGGAAAGCUCAACAUUUAAAUCAUAAUAAAUUAAAACAAAAGAAUGAAGCUAUGGUUAAUGAUAAUGAUUCAUCCCUAGAAUGCAAAGUUGAGAAAGACGGUAAAGUCAAUUGUUCUCAAGUUAUUUAUAAUGAUUUGAAAGCGUGGCACACAAACAGAUUGAGUUUAGAAGAUCAAAUAAGACAACUUAAAACUAAACUAGAAGAUUUAAAAGAAAUCAAGAGACACUUGAAAAAUAGUAAGCCUGCUCAAGUUGAAGUCCAGACAAUAAAUCCAUCAUUCAUAAUAAAUCGUGAACAAAACAAAACUGCUUCUCCAGAUAAUAAAGAUGCAGUCCGAAAAGUUCGCCUACAUAGGCUUAAAACUAAACAUAGAAAUCCAAACUAUUACGAAAAAAAGCUAAAACAAACAAACGAAUAUAGUGUACCCACUGUGAACACAAAUAUAAAAGAUGACCUAUUUGAAAUACAGUUAAAAAAUAAUACGACAACCGACACAUCUAAUAUUUAUGAAUUACGCCCGGCAAACGAAAGUGAUUUUAUAAAUUUGAAUCAAUCACUCGAAGCUUUGCCGAAACCCCAAGUUACUACUAUUAUAAUAAAUAAUGAAAAAUAUCUAGACGUUAAUGAGCCUUCAAGCACCUUACAAAGCUUUACUAACCUUGUUGAAGACUUAACGACUGAAUAUACCAAAAUAGUUGAAAUGGCUAGUACAAAAGAAGAUAUUGUGAAGGAUCCGACAACUACUGAUAGAACUCCAAUUACAAAUAGUAUAUACACAACAGUGAAACACUUAAAUUUCGAGGCUAAUAGAAUGAUAAAUAAACAUCCAAAUGUUAAAAACAAAGGAACGACUACACAAAUACCUCACUUCGUUUCAAAAAUAAAGCCAGUAGUGUCGACUGUAAGCAGUUUAGGACCGACACGGUUCGAUGCGUCCGAGUACGAGAAACAAAAUCCAAAUAAGGGUGCACCAACUAACAUGGAUAUAUUUACUCAACCUACUGACAUAUUUCAGAGAAGACUUCACCCACUAUUUAUUGAGAAUGAAGAUAAGCACGUUUGCUACUGUGAGGAAAGUCGCAAACUCAAAGGUCCAGGGCAGGCAUAUUUGGAAGCAGCUCAAAAAGCCAAAGAAGAAAGACGGAGACUCAAAGAACAGAGACUGCGUAAGAAGCUAAGGAAAGCCAAAAAGAAGGCGGAACUAGAGAGGUUAUGCGAGUCAGAACGAAUGAAUUGUUUCCGGCAUGAUAAUGAGCAUUGGAGAACAGCGCCGUUGUGGACGGCUGGACCAUUUUGUUUUUGCAUGAGCGCAUCGAAUAAUACGUACAACUGUGUCCGCACUAUUAAUGCGACGCAUAACUUAUUGUACUGUGAAUUCGUAACCGGCCUUGUAACAUAUUACAACUUACGUAUCGAUCCCUUCGAGACACAGAACAGAGUGAAGUAUUUAACAUCAGCUGAAAAAGAUUACUUUCAUAAGCAAUUACAACAGUUACUGAGCUGUCGGGGUCCGUCUUGUAGGCGAUUUUCACAUUCUUCCGGAAACAGCAAUGAAGAGUUUACUAGACGAUACGUUGAUGACCAUAUCACAUACAGAGGAGACAGUCCAGGAUAUAACGAAAGAGCAUGGAGAUGGAGUGGCUACGGCAGACGCUUUGCCAGAGCUCGGGAGUUGCACCGUCGCCGCCACCUGAUGGCGUAUUAG
This is a messenger RNA of Leptosia nina, 4143 nucleotides long. NCBI's taxonomy places the organism in Eukaryota, Metazoa, Arthropoda, Insecta, Lepidoptera, Pieridae. The record is from the annotation of a GenBank genome assembly.